Messenger RNA from Erpetoichthys calabaricus (reedfish), 1416 nucleotides. Its product is annotated as Fc receptor-like protein 5. The transcript has 7 exons. Gene Ontology annotation, molecular function: transmembrane signaling receptor activity. Bases 1 to 1416 code for a protein of 471 amino acids. The record is from RefSeq and is a predicted model, not a curated record. Gene Ontology annotation, biological process: cell surface receptor signaling pathway. NCBI's taxonomy places the organism in Eukaryota, Metazoa, Chordata, Cladistia, Polypteriformes, Polypteridae.
AUGAUUCCUGGAGCUCUAAUGAAUGACCAAGUACGGCGGUUCAGAGUAGGAGUUUAUGAUCUUUCAAAGGUGGAUGGGACGGGCCUGAUUUUGGUGAUGACCUCAGCCCUGGAUAGCGUUUUUAUCUUAAGACCAACCAUUGUUUAUGUUUCUGUGUACACUGGUGACACACUGACUCUGGAAUGCAGUAUUGAUGGGAAAUUUACUGACUGGACAUAUCGCUUUUACAGAGGAGAUGACAGAAACUGGGGGAGUAAAAUUAAAGCAACCAAUGAGAACACUUUCACCAUCAAAUCUGUGACUCAGUCUGACAGUGGAGUGUACCGCUGUGAUGUCUACAGAGGCAAUCCUAUUUAUGUCUUACAGUCCAGGAACAAUCCUGUCACACUGACUGUCCAGGAGUUGUUCAGUAAGCCCACCCUGACAGUUGAACCCAGUGCUUCAGUGUGGGAAAUGGAUAGUGUGAGCUUGAGCUGUCAGUCUGAGAGCAAAGUGACAGGGACACGGCUGACAUACAGAUUCUACCGAGAAAACAACACUGUGAGUCAAGAAACUUUGGAAAAUGUGUUCAGAAUUAAUGUUGCUUUUAAAGACAAUUCUGGGAGUUACUGGUGUGAGGUGGGGUCAGAGGAGAAAAGGACUGAGAAAAAAAGAAGUGACCCAGUGCAAGUGACUGUGAGAGAAAACCCAAAGGCAACUCUGACAAUAAGGAAUGACAGUAAAAAUGUGUACAUUGGUGAUACGGUGACCCUGGACUGCAGCAUUGAGGGCAGCUUUACUGACUGGAAAUAUUUAUGGUACAAAAGGAACCUGACAAACUGGGGAAAUUGGAUUAAAGAUGGCACUGGAAACGCUUACACCUUCCAGUCUGCUACCCUCUCUAAAAGUGGAGAAUACUGGUGUAGUGCCUACAGAGAUGUUCCUCCUCCUCGUCCUCUUAAACUUGGUGGAUAUGAUUCUCCUCGUCGCUCACAGGGCAGCAAUGUUGUUACUCUGACUGUUAAAGCUAUGAAUGUAACUCUGGAACCGUCUCCUAGCAGAUCUGUGAAGUUAGGAGACCCCCUUAACCUCACUUGUAUAUGGAGAAGGAACCAAAGCUCUGACUCAAGACUCACCUUCAGCUUCUUACAAAAUAAUAUGACUGUGGAACACAGCAGGGAGUCUUCAGUGUUGAGCAUCACAGGGGUUGAGAAGAGACAUGGCGGGAGCUACAUGUGUGCUGCAGAAUCGCCAGGAGGAGGAAAAUCUUACAGCGAAGCCAUAGAGAUCGAAGUGCAAGACAUGACAGUUUGGUUAACUGUUGACUCUAAAUUAGUCCCAGUCAGAGUGCAAGUAUUGUUGAGUGUGCCCUAUGAUGGAUUGAUAUCUGUCAAGGAGUGUAUCCCACCUCACUCUGGCCUUCACAGCCUUGAAUAG